Messenger RNA from Hippocampus comes (tiger tail seahorse), 3134 nucleotides. RefSeq names its product clathrin coat assembly protein AP180-like. Gene Ontology annotation, molecular function: SNARE binding; clathrin heavy chain binding; phosphatidylinositol-4,5-bisphosphate binding. The coding region runs from base 904 to 2811 and encodes 635 amino acids. Lineage: Eukaryota; Metazoa; Chordata; Actinopteri; Syngnathiformes; Syngnathidae. Gene Ontology annotation, biological process: clathrin coat assembly; clathrin-dependent endocytosis; synaptic vesicle budding from presynaptic endocytic zone membrane. The record is from RefSeq and is a predicted model, not a curated record. The transcript has 25 exons. Gene Ontology annotation, cellular component: clathrin-coated pit; extrinsic component of presynaptic endocytic zone membrane; synaptic vesicle.
GUGAACAGUGUUGGAAAACAAACUUCUAUUUCUAACAUACCAUAACUCUCCAGGUCUAUGUCAUACAACAUACCACGGAGUAAGGCUGCAAGGUCAUCAAAAUAAAAAAAAACCUUUCCAAUGUCAGAAUCCCCAUUUGCUAAAUCAGCUAACAGAAAUCACUUACAGGUAUAGUGGCAACAUACAUGAUUUGUGUCUUCUGGUGCACUGCACCAAAGCAAUAUAUGCGCAAACCUAAAUCCUACUUAAUUUUGGGACUUAUAUUGAUUGGUAAUAGCUUCACGACCCGAUGCUCAGGUUCGAUUCAGUCAACCAUAAUCCAUGUCACGGUCAUUUGUUGACCCUUAACUGCACACAGAGUCGACGCCUGCUGGCUUCUCUGGCCACACUCGUGCCUACUCCCCCUUUAAGAGACGUGGGCCGGUCGGUGUGUCACCCACCCGUGUCUGAGUUCCCUCUAGCGUGGGGAGGAGAGUUAGAUGGGCCAUACUGAUUGAGGAGAAUAAAUAAAGAGGAAAGGAGAAUAGGGAUUUCCGUCGCGGCUUCUUUGCUCCUCCUCCUCCUCCUCCAAUUUUUCUUUUUUUUGCGCACACGUUUUGCGCAUUGGAUGCCGCAGAAAAGCGCCGCACAUUUUGGACGACUGAAAGGAAUAAUCCGAACCGGUUUAUGGAGCGUUGAUUUUAACCCUCAAAAGGAAAAUUGUGCUUGUUGAUUGGAACGAUUCGAUUGAAGAGCGAGCAAAAGAGCGGCUCGUUACGUAACCGAGUGGCUCCCGAGCUGUCCACAGUGCUGAAAAGCGCGCAUCCGCGGAGAAGGUCACAGGCCCGUUUGUCGUGCUGCUGGUGGUGAUACAGAUUGAUCGAUUUUUCCCCCCCCUUAAGUAUUCCUGAGAAGAGGGUCCAAAUGUCGGGUCAGACACUCACGGACCGCAUCGCUGCGGCCCAGUAUCAGUUGACUGGUUCGGACAUGGCCAGGGCCGUGUGCAAGGCCACCACGCACGAAGUGAUGGCGCCCAAGAAGAAGCACCUGGAGUACCUGGUGUCGGCCACCAACACCACUAACGUGAACAUCCCCCAGAUGGCCGACACGCUUUUCGAGCGGGCCACCAACGCCAGCUGGGUGGUGGUCUUCAAGGCCCUCGUCACCACCCACCACAUGUGCGUGCACGGCAAUGAAAGAUUUAUCCAGUACUUGGCCUCCAGGACUUCGCUGUUCAACCUCAGCAACUUCAUCGACAAAACUGGCUCCCACGGCUACGACAUGUCGACAUUCAUCAGACGGUACGGCCGCUACCUGAACGAGAAAGCCUUCGCCUACCGCCAGAUGGCUUUCGACUUCACUCGGGUCAAGAAGGGUGCCGAGGGCGUGAUGAGGACCAUGACCACAGAGAAGCUCUUGAAGGGCAUGCCCGUCCUGCAGACUCAGAUCGACACGCUUCUGGAGUUUGACGUUCAUCCCAAGGAGCUGAACAACGGCAUCAUCAACGCGGCGUUCUUGCUGCUCUUCAAGGAUUUGGUCAAGCUCUUCGCGUCCUACAAUGACGGCAUCAUCAACAUGUUAGAGAAAUAUUUCAAGAUGAAAAAGAGUGACUGUAAGGAAGCGUUGGAGAUCUACAAGAGGUUCCUGACCCGGGUGACAAAGAUCGGGGAGUUCAUGAAGUUAGCAGAGACCGUCGGAGUUGACAAAAACGACAUCCCGGACAUCAACUACGCUCCCAGCAGCAUCCUGGAGUCUCUGGAAACGCACAUGAAUGGCCUGGAGGAUGUAAAGGGUGGCAAGAAGGGUGAAGGGUCUCCGACUAAGGGUUCUCCCACAAACAACGUGUCGCCAACUUCCACUCCGGCCAAAUCCUCAAACGCGGUCCCCGCGCUGCAGCCCCCGCCUGGGGAGAGCGCAGCCGCCGCCGCCGCCGCUCCGGCUGCAACCGAGCCAGCGGAAGAUUCCUUGUUGGACCUGGAUCCUCUGUCCUCCUCUGGCCCCCCAGCAGCCUCUGCCGGCCCCACGUCCUGGGGAGACCUUCUCGGAUCAGAAAUGGGCGAUUCCUUGCUAGCCGAGCCCACCCUGGCAGCGGAGGCCGCCGCCUCCUCCCCUGCCGCCGCCUCCGCGCCCGCCCCCGCGGCACCAGAAGCUGGAGUCCCUCUAGCUCCUCCCGCUAGCACAGCGACCGCCACCUCCCCUGGCGCCACCAAUAUGGAUCUGUUAGGAGAUGCCUUCGCCGCACCUGCCGCCGCCGCCGAGGCCUCCGCCGCGGCAGCUGAGGGCGGAGCCGCCGCAACGCCCGCCGCAGGAGCUGCAGCCGGAGCUGCGGAUUUAUUCGACUCCUCAGCCAUCCCACCCAUCCAUUCUUCCGUACCCCCACCCAAAACUGACAGCAGAGACAUCAUGAGCCUAUUUUGUGAGUCCACUGGAGCCGGAGGAGGCGAUGCUUCGGCGGCCGCUGCCGCCACCCCCGGAGCAGAACUUAUCUCAGCACUUGGUGGCUUAGGGGAUGUAAUGAAGCCCACCCUGACCCCCCAGGCGGGCGAUGUUGACACCUCCAUGGCUAACGUGGCGAGUAAUCUGACGAUGGGAUCCCCAGCGGCACCUCAGGUAGCUCCCCCCAGCUGGGGUGCCCCCAUGCCAUUUAUGGGGACUCACCCAGGCUACGGAAUGCCUGGGGCACCGGGUGUUGGAGUUCCCAUGAUGCCUUUGGUUAGGCCGGGCUUCCCUGCCACCGGCGCCCCGAUGUCCCCUGGAAUGACUCAGAGCCCCAGAAAGCCUCCCCCACCGAGGAACGCUCUGGAUGACCUGAACAUCAAGGACUUCAUGUAGGCCGACACGCAGACCUUCUAAAAGGUGGUAUUGUGUGGCGCUCUGGAUGUCUGCACUGCCCCACUGCCGCCCUUCAGUCACGCCCUCCGAUCAUCAGCCCCCUGAACCCUGAACCCGCUCCCAGAGGCUGCAACCCCUCGAAAACACCCCCUCGCUCCACCUCCUACCCCAUAUUGUACUGUUGUAGCACAACCGUGAAUGUGAACCCUAGAUACAGAACACCGUUUUAUGUGUGAGUGUGUGCGUGUGUGUGUGUGUGUAUCAGUGUUAAACUUUACUUAAUAUAUUACGGCGGGUGGGGGGAGGGGGGGGCGGAGAGAAAG